AUGCCGCUGACCAAGAUCAGCAGCCGCGCCAACCGUAUGCACCAUCGGCAAUUGGCAAUUGGUCUGGAGAGCCAAAAGCGAAGCUUGCCCACUGCUGUGGGCGAUGUGAGCGAUGCCCUCAAGUUCAACCAGCUCAAGGGGCGCAAGAAGCACCUCAAGUUUGCCAUGAGUCCCAUCCACGACUGGGGUCUCUUUGCCAUGGAGCGCAUCGAGGCCAACGAGAUGGUGAUUGAGUAUAUUGGCGAGAUCGUGCGACAAAAGAUUGCCGAUAUCCGCGAGCAGCAGUAUGAAAAAAGUGGCAUCGGCAGCAGCUAUCUGUUCCGCAUCGACGACGACACCAUCAUCGACGCAACUAAGAAGGGCAAUCUGGCACGGUUUAUCAAUCAUUGCUGCGAUCCCAACUGCAACGCCAAGAUCAUCACAGUCGACGGACAAAAGAAGAUUGUCAUCUACGCGGGACGCACGAUCCUGGAGGGCGAGGAAAUCACGUACGACUACAAGUUCCCGAUCGAGGAUGAGAAAAUUCCAUGCCGCUGCGGGGCUGAGGCUUGCCGUGGGUAUCUCAACUAG
Molecule: messenger RNA, 570 nt
Organism: Polychytrium aggregatum
Lineage: Eukaryota; Fungi; Chytridiomycota; Chytridiomycetes; Polychytriales
Product: SET domain-containing protein
Exons: 4
Coding region: 1-570 (189 amino acids)
Cellular component (GO): Set1C/COMPASS complex
Molecular function (GO): histone H3K4 methyltransferase activity; protein binding
Source: RefSeq, a predicted model, not a curated record